Drosophila navojoa is the source of this 4434-nucleotide messenger RNA. RefSeq names its product zf-C3Hc3H domain-containing lethal (3) L1231. The record is from RefSeq and is a predicted model, not a curated record. NCBI's taxonomy places the organism in Eukaryota, Metazoa, Arthropoda, Insecta, Diptera, Drosophilidae. Gene Ontology annotation, cellular component: nucleus.
UACUUUACACGUAUGCGCACACACGCUCAAAAAGUUCGCAGGCGCGUGAAGAAAUUAAAUUUAAUAAAAUAAUCGCAUUUAAAUCGAUGCCCAAGCUAUAAAAACACAAUAAAGUGUAUCAAUAAAAAUUUUCCUACAGCCUGUCGAUUGUUUUGAGUUGGCUAUCAAAAGAUUUCAGGUCGAAAAUUGCAAUUGAAAGUGUGAUCAUAGUGCAAAGGAAAAAUUUUCUGCAAAAAAUUCCCAGAUCAAAUAACAAAAGCCAGGCGGCGAAUAUAAAUAUAUAUACACUCACUUACUCACUCCACAAGCAACUGCACAAUACCAAGGGGAAGCGAAGAAGCAGCAGAAGUGUAAUCGGAAGAGCGACAAUAGCUAAUACAACGGCAACGGCUGCAAAUUGGACAUGUCAUGUCAGCAAGCGUCAAGAUUCAUUACAGCAGCAGCAGCGACAGCAACAGUAGCAACAGCAGCCAAAACUCCAAUACCAACAACAAUAACAACAACAGCAAAGCGCACAUCGACACCAACAGCAGCUAAAACAACGCCGAAUCCAGCGAUUGUGGAGCAUAACAUUGGUGUUGCUGCUGCCAAAACGAACCCGCCUGAGGAUCCCUAUGUAUUCACAGAGACUAUUGCAGCGACACCGCCAAUUUUAUUUAAUGCACAGAAAUCGCGAGCCCGCUUAAGUGAAGCGCAGCACGGCAGAAAUUGCAACAGCAGCAGCAGCAACAACAACAACAAUAGCAAGAGAGUUGCAAACAAAAAAGCGAGCAUUGUUGCUGCAACAACAGUGCCCAUUGCGCAGUUGAAUGGCACUGCAACAGCAACAACAGCAGCGGCAGCGCCAGCAACUGUAGCAACAGCGCGUGCAGCAGCAGCAACAACAAAGGCGCAGGCGUCUUUGGGUGCAGCAGCAGCAGCAGCAGCAACAACAACGAAUUUCAAUAAUGUCACACAAUCUCAAAGGCAGCCAACGUCACAGUCGCAGCUGCAAUUGCAGUCGCCGUUGCAGUUGCAGUCGCAAGCGUCGCCGAAACGUGCCACCAACGUUUGUGUGGUACGUCCACAGCAGCAACUACAGCAGCAGCAGCAGCAGCAAAAACAGCAGCAGCAGCAACUGAAGCAACAGCAAACUAAAUUGAUUACAAAGCAGCCAGCACCACAUCCGCCACCACCGCCACCGCCGCUAUAUACGCACACGCCUUCGUUGUGGCAAACGCCGCUCAUAUUGGAUACCACACAGAAGCAGCAGCUCCAGCAACAGCAGCAGCAGCAGCAGCAACAGCAGUCCAACAUUGCCGUUGCCACAGCGCUGGUCAGCCCGCCCACAUCGCCCGCCUCGUUACCCUCACCCACGGCUAAUGCGCCGCCGACAGCAGCUGUGACCGCCAUGGUAUCGCCCAUCGUGGUGCCUCUAUCAGCCGCAUCAGCGGCGAUGUCCCCGCCCAAAGGCGGCUCUUUGCCGCCGUCAAAGUUCCAUCACACCACGCUGGCGCAGCACUUGCAGAAGGUAGAAUGUCUGAAGAAAAAGAAAUCCUUGCCGCUGGCUUGUCAGAAUUCCAACAACAACAUUGUUGAGUCGCUGCACAAGGGGACGACACCGUUUGCCGUCUACAAUCUAACGCAUCCACCUCCGCUAACGGUUUUCAAUACUGCAGCAACAGCAGCAUCAGGAGCGGGAGCAGCAACACCUGCAACUGCUGCUGCAACAACAAAAAAACAUUCCGCCGAUGCUAGCGAUGACAACGAUCUCAAUGAGAUUCCCGUCAAUGUCAUCUUUCGGAAGCCACCCGAUCUUUUGGGUGGCGCUGGAGCAGCUGCGCAAGCACCGCCACGCCCAGCAGUCGCCAUUGGCCAGCAGCAGUCGGCAAUGAUGAAGCUGGGCGCUGUGGCGCCAUUAACACCGCCAACGCCGCCCACGCCGCCGUCAACGCCACAGUUGAGCAAUCUUUGUGCACCGCCAGCCACAGCAGCAGCAGCGGCAAUGGCAACAGUUAUCACACCCGCCCUCACAACUGGAGUAGCAGCAGCCACAGCAGCAGCAGCAGCAGCAGCACCUAUAGCCAGCACUCAAUAUGAACAAACGUCUUCCAAAGUGGCCAAUUCUGUUGUCAGUCAGGCUGCAGCGCCGAAACGCAAAGCGCAGGCAGCAGCAGGCACUGGCUGCAGAAAAGCCAACAAAACAAAUAAUAAAAAUGCUGCACUGGCCACUUCUGCUCCGCCGUCAGCUCCAGCUCCAGCUCCGGCCCCGGCUCCACCUGCACCGCCACCGCCGAUUACAACAGUUGAGCAGACAGCAACCGCAUCAGCAACGGCUGCUUCGGCAGCUCCAGCGUUAGAGCCAACAUCGACUAGCACCGUGUCGCGGCGUCGAAAAGUGCCGCCGGCAGCAACCAAGCGGAAUGCAGUGUUAUUCAACGAGAACGAACCUUUGGAGUUCGAUGUUCCAUACUGCUUUCAAACACGUUGGUUCCAUGCUGGUCAAUAUAUGGACGAGGAGCCACAGCCUGGAUUGAGCAAUCGCGAGGAGCGCAUUGCUCUACGCAAAGGUGUACUGCGUCGUCAGGCGCUGCAGUUGCUGUCGACGCGCCCGCUGCAGGAGCUGCCGAUGCGUGCGGCACGUCAGCGACUGCAAUGUGUUCAGAAUCUAAUUCUUAAGUACGGGGACCAUGCGAGCCAGGAGCAGGGCAUUGGCGUUGGCAAUCGCUGCCUGGUGGCUGCGUGCAAGCAACCCACGCUCAGCAUGGCUGCCCACUGCGAGCGACACAUUGUCAACAAUACGACGCAGCAGCUGUUCCAGCCGUGCGUCGCUUGGCGUAUGGAUGGGGUGGCCUGUCAGGCGCCCGUCUUCGAUGUGCUGCACACACUGGCAUUGUGCCCGGCUCACAGUCACCUGCGACACGGCAUUGAGGUGCAGUCCAAGGUGCAGAAAACGCAGCAACGGGCAAAGGCAGUGCAACUGCCCAAGCCGGCACCCACGCCUGCUGUGCCGGGCCCUGUGCCAGCGGUGACUGCGAAUGGACCAGUGGCUAAUAAACGCAAGCGCAAAACGAAUCCAAAUGCCAAUCCCGUUGGCCGUCCGCAAAAGCGUGCCAAAAAGCCAGCCGCAGUCGCUAACACCACCUUACCUGUAUUGCCGCCAGUGUCCGCGGUGCUGCAGCGUAAGAGCAGCACCACCUCGCUGGAGUCCAUUGCGAGCAAUUCGCAAUCGUCGGCCAUGUCUCACUCGGCCCAGCAGCCCUACACACCUGCAGCGCCUGUGAUGACUAUGCCACAGCUGUCCAUAAAACCUCCAGCGUUGGCACCGCUCAGCGAUUACCAGCAGCAGCAGCAACAGCAGCAGCAGCAGUAUCCGCAGAUGCUGCUGCCUAAGAGCGAGGCUGAGCAGCAGACGCAGCAGCUAGAUGCUAAUUUGCUGGCCAAUGCUAAUUUCAAGGCCGAUGAGAUUAGCCAGAUUGUGGCACAGCUGGCGGCUGCCAGUAGCGAGUUGCAUCAUAACAACAACAACAACAACAACAACAACAACAACUUGCACUUCAACAACAACAACAUCAACAUGAACAGCAACAACAGCAAUAGUGUAAACUUUUGCAGCAACAACAACAGCAACAGCGGCAGCAGCAGCAUUAGCUGCGGCUUUCCCUCAUUCAAUGCAGCUUUUGGCAAUGCCAUGAGCGGCCAGGGCCAGCAGGUGGCAUCGCAUCAUGCCAACACAGCGUUGGCCAGCACAGAAAAUCUGCUGAGCCAGCAUAUGUUUGGCAUCUGCGAGAACAGUUCGGCCUAUGCCAGCUCCGAGGAUACGGGCCUGGGCGGUCUGAGUGAGUCGGAGCUGAUAGGCGCUAAUGAUGCUGAUGAUAUAGCAUUGAAUGGCGCCCAUCUGCUGGAGGAGCACGAUUUGGUAAAUGUGUUUGAUACGCUGCCGGAGGAUGCGUUCAACGAGUUAUUUCAAUCUGUGCAACAAGCCGAGUGCGAGGCCAUGGAUCGCGCGCUCGAGAUUGCCGAUAAGAACCUCAAGUGUCUCCAGCAGACAAUCGGCAAUACUGCGCACGACAGCGCCUUCCUUAACGAUUUCCUCGACGUGGACGAUGAUCUGCUUGUGAACGCUGUAAUGAACUCGCCGAACGCAUCCGACAUUGAUGCAUCCACGCUCUUUGUCGAUAGCAGCGGCGGCGGAAACAGUAGCAGCAACGGUGCUGCCGGAUCCAGCUCCAACAGCUGCACGCCGGCGGCCUCCGUCGCGGAUAUACGCGGCCUGGUACAGACUUAAAUUGGCCUAAGCCGCACUUGUGUAUACGCUUCAAACGAGUCUGUGUAGCUCGUCGUUUUUUUUCCAAAAGUUCUUUCGACAGAAAUCUUUUAGAUCUUAAAUGAAAAAUGAUAAGAAAUCACAUUGAAAGAAAAUCGAACUAAAUUUCUCAACAAAUGUUGAUGACA